Molecule: messenger RNA, 1611 nt
Organism: Asterias rubens (European starfish)
Lineage: Eukaryota; Metazoa; Echinodermata; Asteroidea; Forcipulatida; Asteriidae
Product: monocarboxylate transporter 11-like
Exons: 5
Coding region: 135-1487 (450 amino acids)
Biological process (GO): monocarboxylic acid transport; transmembrane transport
Molecular function (GO): monocarboxylic acid transmembrane transporter activity
Source: RefSeq, a predicted model, not a curated record
UCUCGGGGUUUAAACGUGCUCCCUUAUACCUUACAUUUUAUUGUAAUACUCAAGACAUUGAGUUAACCUGUCCGACGUGUCCGUUCAUUUUGUAUCAGUGUGCCUGAGGAUACCGAAACGUCGGUUGUUCAAAAAUGAUGCAUUCUUGCUUUGAACGCAUCUUACAAGCUGUCGUUGAUACUUUUCAAGAUGGUGGUUUUCAUGGCUGGGUGGCUGUGCUGUGUUUGUUUGUAACGAGAGCUGCGCGGGCUACCUUAUUCAAAGGUCUUGGUAUGAUGUUACCAACUCUACAAGAACAGUUCUCCACUUCGACUUGGUUAAUUGGCUGGAUGGUUGCUACUACAGAGGUGGGUGCGCAAGUCGGAGGUUUCUUCGCAACACCGCUUAAAGAAAGGUUUGGCGCCAGAACUGUUGUGAUAGUGUGUGGAUUAACUGCUGGUAUCUCCAUGAUAACUGCAUCACUUAUAUCCAGUUAUGUUAUUGCCAUCAUCCUUACCUUCUUAACAGGACCAGCAAUAGGCAUACCGUACGUGAUAAUGCAACAUCUGAUUGGAUGCCAUUUCAAUAAGUCUAUCACAACGGCAUUUGGAGUAGCGGUCAUGGGCUCCUCGUUAUCAUACGUAGCCGUAGUGCCAUUGAUACAACUUUUUCUAGAUAUCUACGGUUGGAGGGGAACCAUGCUACUACUUGGAGGGUUAUUCUUACAUCUCGCUGUCUGUGGAGCUCUUAUAAAAUCACCUGCUGCCAGUGGUGGGCAAGAUGAUUAUGAGGCAGCUCGCAUUAACGAGGAAAAAGAGGCCAGGGACGACACGGAUGUACCAAACAAGCGAUUUGGCUGUUCAUGUUUUACCGCUGUCUGCUCAUUUGCAAGGGGUACAAUCCAGAGUGAAAUAUACUCAUCUAUGUCCUUCUGGAUUAUUACAUUUCACAGCUGCGUGUGGCCGCUUAUGUACUCUGCGUGGAUAAUAUACUAUGUGCAGUACAGCACUGUGUAUAAAGAAAUCACACUGGAAGCAACCUCACAUUUCAUCGUCGCUUUUGGAAUCGGGAGAGCAGUAGCUUGCGUUUUGAUUGGUCCAGUGGUUCAAAAAACCCAGGUUGUCGGCACGUACACGUGGUAUGGUAUAGCUCUACUUCUGCCUGCCAUUUGUUACGCUGUCGACCCAUGGUUGACGUCUUUUUGGCUGAUUGCCGCGAAUGCUUUCGUGUUAGGAAUCGCUAUAUCUAUGUCAACGAUACUCGAAUCUGUUGUCAUUAAGGAUAUAUUUGGCAAAGAACUAAUGGGACACGUAUUGGGAUCGAUUGCACUUCUGUCUGGUACGGGAUUUCUCCUAUCCUUAUAUUUUCCAGGAUUGAUUUAUGACACCACUGACGACUACACUAUAGCUUUCAGUAUAAUGGGCGGUGUUCAACUAUUGGCUGCUAGUACGUUACCGUUGUUAUACUGGAUCCAGCCUCGCCGCAGUGCAACAGUGCGGCAUCAGUGAUCAGAAUUGGGGCUACAUGAACAAUAAUCGGUGGGCUAGAAUUUUUAAGAAAGCUUUUAAUGUUUAACUGGUUAAAUGUUUGAAUACUGACUGGUCCAGUUGUAUUUGGUGUUUACAUCCCGUU